AUGAACCUUCUCAGCAAUGGAUUGAAAGGCUCGCUGCUCCCAGCAGCAGCGGCCAGCCCGCCGUCCGCGUCACUCCUGCUGUGCUCCGUCCAGCUUCAGAAGCCGUUGUGUCACCAGCUCCGCAGCUCCCGCUUCCCGCUCCUCCUCCACCAGCGUUACACCACCAUGGCGAAGCCCAUCAAUCGCAUCACCCUGUUCAAGGUCCCGAACCCCGACGACGUUUCCGCCAUCCUGGAGAAAUACACCACCCUCUCCACCGACGCAAAGAAGCGUCUCGUUCGGGCGGCCGUGCAGGACUCCAAACCCUACAUCAUCUCGGCCAAGGCCCAUGCCGUGAUCCCGGACCCGGCCGGCCGCAACCAGGACUUCACCGUCGCCGCCAACACCGUCUUCGCCUCUCUCGAGGACAUGAAGUUCUACGACGACGACUGCGAGGCCCACAAGGCCAUCAAGGCAUUCCUGAAGCCCCGGAUCCAGGGCGUCAUGACCGUGUACCACGAGGCCAACUAA
This is a messenger RNA of Lasiodiplodia theobromae, 510 nucleotides long. RefSeq names its product Stress responsive a b barrel domain protein. The coding region runs from base 1 to 510 and encodes 169 amino acids. Lineage: Eukaryota; Fungi; Ascomycota; Dothideomycetes; Botryosphaeriales; Botryosphaeriaceae. The record is from RefSeq and is a predicted model, not a curated record. The transcript is spliced from 2 exons.